UAUACUUCGUUGACCACUUCCAUCAAACAAAACCGCACCAAUCUCCUUCAACACCCCAUUGCUUUUCAAAACACUCAGACAUCGAAGAAGAAGUCUAGAGCGCAAAAUUCAUCUAGCGAUUCGGAUAUAUCUUCUUCGGAGUCACGUGGUUCGUCGCCCGACCGCAGCACGCCCGAUCGUCGUAAGUCAAAACUGAAGAAUUCGUUCACAAAAAUGCUGGCCACCAUUGAACGACGUUCCUCCAGCAAUUCAAACGACGAAUACGACGAAGAUGACGACAACGACAAUGACGAUGCGGACAACGACGACGAUGAGGUGACUGAAGUAAAACCGACCGGAGAAGUAUUGAACAGAGUAGUUGAAGAAGAAGCUAAAGACGACAUCGAUGAUAUUUGGGCGAACAAAUCACCCGAGUUCCAGCCAGCGACGCCUACAUACAUCAAAAGUCAAUUUGGCAAAGACUUAACUGCCAUUAAAGGGAAACCUUCUGUGCCAAACACUGACAAUCUUCCCACACGACCUAUUGCACCGGUAAAAAUAACCGAACGUAAAUCUGAUGUAACUAGCACCUCCUUUGGAGAUAUAGGUUUUAGUAUGAAUAAGUCUAGCAUUAGUAGUAGUGGUAGUAGUAGUAGUAGUAGUAGCUUGAGCAGUGAACUUUAUUGUGAACGAACUUUGGACGGUGGCGAAGACGAUGAUGAUGACAGUAGUAAGACAUUGCGUGAGACGGUAACCACAACGAACAUGAACAUGCACCCCACGGCGGCAGCGAAAUCAAAAGAGCAAAAUUCAAAAUCAAUAAUGCAACCUGCAGAAAUAUUGGCAUGCAAUAAUCAGGGUUUCAAGUUCACCUCGAAUUCCACAAGUUUAAAUGAUUCUCAAAUGCAGGAAGCAUACAAUGUGAAUUAUGAUUUGAUAAGCCAAACCAACAACAAUAAUAUUGAUAAUCAAAAUAUCAAUAAUAAAAUUGGCAAUUCUGAUUCAUUGUAUGAACUUCAGUUUAGUCGCUCAGCAGUUGGCGGUUCCAAGAUCUUGAUGAAUUGUCAUCCCUACAACGCGGACGAUUAUGAUGGUCUGGAGUUUGAGUCACGAUUCGAGUCUGGCAAUUUGGCGAAAGCGGUGAUGAUUACACAAACCUACUAUGAGCUGUAUUUACGUUCGGAUUUGUAUACGAGCCGAUCGAAACAAUGGUUCUACUUUCGGGUGCGGCGAACUAGGAAGAAUGUCAUCUACAGGUGA
Molecule: messenger RNA, 1239 nt
Organism: Rhagoletis zephyria (snowberry fruit fly)
Lineage: Eukaryota; Metazoa; Arthropoda; Insecta; Diptera; Tephritidae
Product: cytosolic carboxypeptidase NnaD-like
Source: RefSeq, a predicted model, not a curated record